ACAAUUAAUUCCAGGAAGUGAAAAUCGUACGCACGUAGGACGUAUGACGCGUGGGUUUUCUAAAGAGAAGAUCAUCAUGGCAGUUUCUGACGAGGCUCCUCCCGUUACGUUUCCGAUGUCAAUUUCUUGCUUUCGUUUUCUGUUACCUGUUCUUUUAUUUUUGCCCUUUUGGUUCAUAAAUCUCUUCUUGCAAACUUAAUUUUUUCACUAAUGUUCUGGGUUCGGAGAGAAUGGGAUUCGUGGGGAGUUUACUGGGAAUAAUUGGUUUUGCCAUCGGAAUCCCAGUAGGUCUUUUACUGGGUUUUUUCCUAUUUAUAUACGCCGAGCCUGCUGAUGUGGAGGAUCCAAUUGUUAGACCAAUUGAUGAGUUUGACACAAGCUCUUUGCUUGAUAUUUUGCCUGAGAUUCCCCUAUGGGUAAAGCAUCCUGAUUAUGAUCGAAUUGACUGGUUGAACAGGAUGAUAUCUUAUAUGUGGCCUUACCUCAAUAAGGCAAUAUCUGGAAUUAUAAGAAGUACAACAGAGCCAAUGUUUUCAAAGUACACUGACACGUUUCAGAUAAAGUCAGUAGAGUUCAAGAGUCUAAGUCUUGGAACACUUCCCCCUACAUUCCAUGGUAUCAAAGUGCACGAAACUAAUGAAAAUGAACUGGUAUUUGAACCUGCGGUUAGAUGGGCUGGAAAUCCAAAUGUAACUCUGGUAUUUCAAUUAUUGUCACUUGAAAUUACGUUACAGCUGGUGGACAUACAAAUAUUUGCUGCACCUCGCGUUGUUUUGAAACCUCUCGUGCCAACAUUCCCAUGUUUUGGGAGCAUAGUAGUGUCUUUGAUGGAGAAGCCACAUGUAGACUUUGGACUAAAUUUUCUGGGAGGGGAUAUUAUGGCAAUACCUAGUUUAUAUCAAUAUAUUCAGGAUACCAUAAGAAGACAAGUUGCAAGCCUCUACCUCUGGCCCCAAACUUUUGAAAUACAGAUUCUUGCUGGUUCAGUAGGGACUAUGAAGAAGCCUGUCGGCAUACUACAGGUGAAGGUUGUACGAGCACUCAAUCUCUUGAAGAUGGACUUGUUGGGAACAUCUGAUCCUUAUGUCAAACUCAGCCUAAGUGGAGAUAGGCUUCCAUCAAAAAAAACUUCUAUAAAGAUGAAGAACCUGAACCCCGAGUGGAAUGAGGACUUCAAACUCACAGUAAAGGACCCGCAGUGUCAAGUUCUCCAGUUACAUGUCUAUGACUGGGAGAAGGUUGGGGCACAUGACAAGUUGGGAAUGCAAGUAGUUCCACUGAGGUUGCUUAGCCCACAUCAGACCAAAGGACUAACACUUAAUUUGGUCAAGAACAUGAACCCUAAUGAUCCCCAAAACAAGAAAUCGAGAGGGAAACUUGAGGUGGAGUUGACAUUUAAACCUUUUAGAGAAGAUAAUGAACGAUUUAGUGGACCUUUGAACAGAAAUGGAAUAAAAAUAAAUACGGUUGGAAAGGCAUCAGAAGAUGUUCCCUUACACAGAGCUGGUUUACUUCUUGUUUUGCUCCAAGGCGCUGAAGAUGUUGAGGGGAAGCAUCACAGCAACCCUUACGCUCUUGUCACUUUUGGAGGAGAACAGAAGAAAACCAAGCUGAUCAAGAAAACCCGGGAUCCAUGCUGGAACGAAGAGUUCCAAUUUGUGCUGGAACAGGCGCCUUUAAAGGAAAAGAUCCAUAUAGAGGUUAUGAGCAAACGAACAGGCUUCUGUUUGCAUCGAGGGGAGUCAUUGGGGCACGUGGAUAUCAAUCUAGACGACGUGGUAUACAAUGGACGCAUCAAUGAGAAGUAUAAUCUGAUCAACUCAAGAAACGGAGUCAUACAUGUUGAAAUUCGUUGGAGGGUGAUUUGAGAUGUGCCAACAAUAUAGAUAUUAAAUUCUUUUGAUUAUAUUUAUGUACAUGGCAUAGGCCUUUGAAUCACCGUAUCAGGAAAUGGCUUGCACAAAGUCAACCAAAAAGAAUACAAAAUCUACAGUUUGGUUGUAACAUUGUUUUCUUGUUAAUCUUUUACUCUCGUACACCAAUAGAAAGUCAUUGAUUUCUGCAA
Molecule: messenger RNA, 2065 nt
Organism: Carya illinoinensis
Lineage: Eukaryota; Viridiplantae; Streptophyta; Magnoliopsida; Fagales; Juglandaceae
Product: synaptotagmin-3-like
Exons: 12
Coding region: 231-1868 (545 amino acids)
Cellular component (GO): endoplasmic reticulum
Molecular function (GO): lipid binding
Source: RefSeq, a predicted model, not a curated record